GGAGAUGGCAGCGUCGGAGCUGCGCGAGGCGCUGGUAGAGUCUUUGGAGAGCCGAGGGGUCCUGAGGGAUAUCAAAGCUCGACUGCGAGCAGAGAUCUGCCGCGUCCUCGAUGACCCUGUACGCGAGAGGGACGGAAAGACGACGCAGGAGGACGGUAUUGUGUGUGUCUUGUCCGUCAGGGUCAGGGGCGGCCUUCGUUGCCUCCGGAGAACCUCAUCAUCAACGAGCUGAUACGGGGUCAGCCAGCAGCGCGUUGCAUGGCAACAAAAUACAGCGAGCAUUGGCCCAUUUUCCGUGUGUGCUCAGAGUAUUUGGAGUACAAUCGCUACCACCAGACCCUCUCGGUGUUCCUGGCAGGUCUGCUGCUCUACACCUGUGUGAGGCGUGUUGGGUUUGAUGCCGCCUCGUUUGGUUCCCCCCUUCAGAGUCGGGGCAGCCCGAGACCCCUCCCUUCGACAGGCGCUUCUUGGCCACAGAGCUGCGGCUCGAGGAAGACUUCAGGACACAGUCCCUGUAGGCCAAAGACCCUCACCACCAUCAAACACACGAAGUCCAUGAUCUGUUUCCUCGCGGCUUCAGGCCGAUAUUGUAUGGGUUGGUGCACGGCCUCCAGUCCCAGCUGCCCGCCGAGAGGCUCUCGUCGCUGCCCAAACGGGACCGGCCCCCUCCCUCCGCCCUCACACACCAGGCGAUGAGUGUGCCCACCUACCCCAGGAGGCCACAGCCCCACCCACAGUCGAGUGUGGUGGGCCGCCGGGCGUUCGUGAGCGGUGCUGCUCUGCCGCGGGUGGAUCGUGAGGGGGACGGGUGUCUGCUGCGCAUCGAUGGCCGCACGCCGGCUGUUAGCGACGAGCAGGCCGACGAAGGCGACGACAGAGAGGAUUUUGAUAGGCCUCUGGAGGCGCCAGGUACUGAGAACAAACAGGAACCAUACAUUUCUGUCGCAUGCUUACAGUCGUGUAUGUUGUGUGCAGCUGAUGUGCCAUCAUCGGCGUGGAUGCCUUCCGAGAAGCAGGCGCCCAAGCAGCAGACCCUGAUGCCCCCGCUGUCCAUCCCCAAGAAGCCAGCCACACCGUCCCCCGCCUCGCCGCCCCUCCCAUCGUCCACCCCCGAUCGGCCCGUCCUCAAGACCAUCGCUGACCUGCCGUCCUUCCGUGAGUUCCCCAACCUGGCAGACACCGACGAGCCGAGCGGCCAAGAGGAGGGCGAGGCCAAGGCGUCUGCGCCGCGUGUGGUCGAGGCCCUCCCCGCCAGCCCGCUGCACGAUAGGGGGAGCAGCGGUCGUCAGCUCGGCACGGGUGAGUCGGCGAUGUUGCUGCCGCCACCUCCGCCGGCCGGUGUGGGGGUGGGGGUGGGGGUGGGGGGGUCGGUAGAGGAGUCGGUUGUGGAGGAGAUACUGAUGGAGGAGUACAGAGAUGACGAGAGCCUGGAAUCGUUUAGGCAGGGAGGGGAGGUCGGCCGGCCGAUGUGGAUGCGGGGGAGGGGCAAAUAGAUAGAAUCGUGUGUGUAUGUGCUGGCGAGGGCGGUGCAUGCAUGAUGUGUGAGGUGACUGACGGUGUCAGGUAUUGCUUGAAUGUGCGG
Vitrella brassicaformis is the source of this 1582-nucleotide messenger RNA. Lineage: Eukaryota; Vitrellaceae. The record is from the annotation of a GenBank genome assembly.